AUGCCUUCGGUUGUAAUUAUUGGUGCUGGAGCUGCAGGAUUAGUAGCUGCUAAAGUAUUAUUAGAUGAUAAUUUUAUUGUGACUUUGUUUGACAGGCAAAAUGAUAUUGGUGGAAUCUGGUCUAAACAAUAUGCAUAUUAUGAUUUGCAUGACCAAUCGUCGGGUGGUACAUUAGAAUUUUCUGAUUUACAUGAUGGACAAGAAUAUUGUCAUUGGCAACGUACACAUGAUUAUUUAAAACAAUAUUGUAAUAAAUUUGAUUUAACAAAACACAUUCAUCUUAAUACUAAUGUAAAAUCGAUAUAUAAAGGAGAUAAUGAUGAACAAUGGACAGUCAUUGUAGAAAAUAUUAACAAUAAUGAAAUCAAGAUAUUUUCAUUUGAUUUUAUCGUUAUCGCCAGCGGUCUAUUAUCACAUCCCUGUAUGCCUUAUUUUGAUGGACAAGAGAAAUUUACUGGUGAAAUACUUCAUGUUUGCGAUGUUAAAUCUAAUGAUCAAUUAGAAAAUAAGACUAUUGUCGUUGUGGGUGGUUCAAAAUCAGCUGCUGAUAUUGCUACAUCAGCAGCCACAUAUGGUAAACAAUGUUAUAUGAUAUUUCGUCGUAUCCAUUGGCUUACGCCAUGUCGUUUGUUUGGAGGAAAAUUACAUGGAAAAAAUAUUUUUCGAAAAAUAACUACCUUCAUUUUUCCACCAUUUCCAUUUGUAUCAAAUCAUUUAAUUUUAUUUAUUCAUAAACAUUUCUCUAAACUAUUUGAGAAAAUUUAUUCGAAUAUGAAGGAUGAUGUAAUUCAAACAAAUGGAUUUAAUUCAGAAAGUGAUAAAAUAUACAUUCCCAAAGGUUCAAUCAUAAAUCAACACACUGGUGGAAUGAUACCGGAUAACUUUUGUAAAUUAAAAAAUCAAGGAAAAAUAAUUGGUAAACUUGGAUGUAUUAAACAAAUAAUUGAUAAUAAAACAAUUUGUCUGGAUACAGGAGAAUAUAUUGAAGCAGAUAUGAUUAUUUGUGCCACUGGUUUUAUUGAAACAUUUUCAUUUUUUACCGAAAAAGAUAAACAACGCAUGGGAUUACCAAAUACCAAAUCAAAACGAAUAAAUCUCUAUCGUAACAUUAUACCAAUUGGUGUAUCAAAUAUUGCAUUUAUUGGUUUUACAAUAACAUAUGCUCCCUGGAUGAUGAUGGAAGUAACAGCUCAUUGGAUAUCUGAUUAUUUUUUAAAUAGACUUAAAUUACCAUCAAAUAAUGAUAUGCAUACAUCC
Molecule: messenger RNA, 1257 nt
Organism: Didymodactylos carnosus
Lineage: Eukaryota; Metazoa; Rotifera; Eurotatoria; Philodinida; Philodinidae
Source: the annotation of a GenBank genome assembly